AACGAAACUAUGCGCAUUCUCCAAUAAGAACCAGACGAGCUGCUCUGGAAAACGAAACUUUGCCGGUGUCUCUGGCUGUGUUAGGCUGCGUGUACGUUUCGGUGCCGAGCGGGCUUUGGAGAAAGGUCCUUCUUUUGGGCUGUAGUAGUGAUUUCCAUUUCGGAGCUAAACUGAGGCUGUAGACAAAACUUCAUCCUGGGUCGCCGAUCACGCAAAAAGGACAUUAAAUGUCCUAACUGUAAUAACUCUCAAAAUGCCUCGCACAAGUUCUGCAGUUACUGUGGGGAGAGGCUGGCUCCUUCUACCAGCACCCAAAUUGCUGGGAAUAGAGAUGCCAAACUGACUUCAGAGAUGGAGAUGGAGCCUGGGGGAGAACUGAAGGUGGAAAGCUCCCCUUCCUUGGGAACCUCUCUUGAUAAACAACCACCCACUGAGCAAGCACAGAGGGAGCCAGAAGAGUCUUUGUUGGAGAGCCCUGGGAGCCAAGCGUCACUAUCACAGAAAAAAGUAGCAAAAAUUGUGAACCAUAUUGACAGGAAUGAGCUGGAUAAGGAUGAUAAAUCUCCUUCCAGAAAGAGAAGGAAGAAACCAGACCAAUAUGAGGGCAGCAGACCAGGCACAAGCCCGCAGCAGAAAAAGAAGAAGAAAAAUAAAAAGAACAAGGAAGUUUCAGACUUUGAAGUUCAAGAUUCCUUGACAACAUCCUUAAGUUCAGUACCAUCCAGUCUUGAUUAUCCUAUAAACUCAGAAGUGGCAGAUGCAAAAAACUUACCAGAAGAAAGUCAGAACUCCAAAACUAAAUCAACCAAAUCAGAUACAGUAUCCACUGGUGAAAGGGGAGGCCAGAUUAAAAUCAGUCCCUUGAAUACAGAUCAACGUCCAGAAAUAGUUUCAGAAAAUCAUGGUGGCAGUAUUGAUAUCAAGGCUAGAUCAGAGCAAGACAGUAAAAAUGGUGCAGCAGGUCAAAAUGAUAGUGCUGCAGCCACAGAGAAGAAGAUGGAGGAGGAAAGCUCCAAAAAUGAUGAUAUAAUCAAUCAACAGACAGGUUCUAGUGAAGAACGAAGUAACAUAAAUUCUGUUUCAACUGAUCAAUCUCUGGGAAAUAAAUUGAACACUCAGAGUUUCAUUGGAGAUGUAAUACCAACUAUUUCUGAGGGAGAUGCAGACAACAUGUCUUCAGACCUUCACUUGAGUGUUGAAUCAUCUGAAAACAAAGACGUAAAAUUGAGCUCAGAAGAUCAAAACCAAGGAAUUAAGGAAUCUUCGUCUGAAUCUGAAAUGAGAUUGAGUCAUAAAACAAAAAUUGAAGAGGCAGACAAGCAACAGAGGAGUGCUUCGGUUUCAAAGAAAGCAAAGUUGGAAGAAGAGACUAAAGCAGAGAGAGGGUGUGAAAAAGUGGAAAAAAUGACAACUCCUGUGGAGGAAUCUGGUGAGGAUGGAAAGGCUCCUGCUGUUGUAAAUCAGAAGAAAGAACAGAUAAAUCAGAAGGCUGAGAAACAACAGGCAAAUCGCAAAGUCAAUGCAGUUAAACAAAGCAAUGUGCAUUUUGAUGAUGGUGUUACAGUAUAUUUUCAUGCCAUACUGUCUAAGGAUUUCAAAUUUGAUCCUGGGAAGCACAAAGUCUUCAUCAGGGCACAAGGCAUUUCUGGUUAUGAGAACUGGAAGGACAAUAUCUGUGAGCUGACUUGCUCAAAGGAGCUUGGUGAGCAUGGUCACCUAAUUGAAGGCUAUGUUACCAUUCAUAAGGACAACAUGAACAAACCAAUUCCUUAUAAAUACUAUGUUGCACCCGGGAAGGAAGCAAGCUAUGAAUUCAUUUACAAACCUGCUCCGAAAGGAAUAAUUGUGAAUCGUUGUUUGUUUAUAACUUCAAUUUACCUGUGUGGUAAAGAUUGGCAUCAGUAUGAUGAUAUAGUAUGUGCUAAACCCUCUGAGACUUUAUGGAACAGUUUUAAGAGCCGUAUUCCAGGGUGCAAUAAUUCUGAAAAAGAUAUUGUGAAAGGGAAACGAAUAGCAGCAAAAGUAAUGCUGGAAAACCUCUUCAGUAUACUAAACACCUGGACUCCUAUCAAUGUCAAGAAUUUUCUUCAGCAGUUUCGUCAGUUUUACCUUGUGAAUAGGAAACCAAUGGUAUAUGAGAACGUGCCAAAAGAAUGGAUAGAAUUACAGUUUGGAGAAAAGCAGAUGAAAGAGCUAAUACUGGGUUAUUUGAGAGAAGUAGCCCGUCCUCUUCUUAACCAGAACACUGCAAAUUGUCCAAUGCAAAAUAAGCUGGGCCUGGCAUUGAUCGUUGUUCUACUAGGAGACUUCUACAGUCUUCCAACAACAAAGGAGGAUCUGGCAAAGUUAUGCAGCCUUUUUUGUUUGGAGACGUCACCAGCAGAUGUAGUAAAUGAAAUAUAUUCUCUCCAAGAGGCGUUUUCAACAAUUCCAAGAAUGGAAGAAUACUUGAUCAAGUUCUACAAUAGCUGUAAUGGAGAGGAAAUUCACCAGUGGUUGUGGACAAUUCCAAUUCUUCAUCUGUUUACUACUUCUAUUGGUCUUGACUCUGUUCAAGUGCCUUCUCUAUUUAACUCUGAAAAUAAAUGGGCAGGGCUGGAAGGCUUUCCAUUUAUGGAAUACAGAGAUAAACAGGAACAUAAGAAAAACUUGCUACCACUAAUGAAACAAAAGAAGCAUUUGAUGGAAGGAAACAGAGCACUGUUCAGGUCAUGGUUUUCCUUGCUGCCUCUAGGAGACUUGGUAGAAUUUGUCUCCAACUCUUCGGCUGAUCUGUUCGAGUAUCUUCUAGGAACUUACCAUAGACUGAAGAGUAUCCAAAUCUUGCAGCGUAAUUGUGAGGAGGUAGAAAAUCUUCUGGAGACGGUGCUGAACAUCUUAAAUAAACAAAACGGCAUGCUAGAGCAGGAAGCUUGGAACUUCUCGGUGCAUGUCUGCCUAUUGCUUCAUCAUAUAAUAUGCAGCAGAGUCGAAACAGUAAUGCGAUACAAGAUUCCAACUACAUCUGCUAAGAUUGUUUCAAGCAUUCUUACACUUGCACCUAUGGAGGUUUCAAAAGAAAAAACCAUGCAGAAUACUCUAGUGGCACACACAUUCCAAAAGCUUUGUGAAGAUACCAGGAAUUGGUUUCGGAAAGUUCUACCAAAAAGUUUGCUACAAAAUCAUUCACAUUCAGUUAUGUUUACUUCUUCAUUUGAAGUUGAGGCAUGGGAUCAUUUUUUGAAAAUAAACUUUCCUAAUGGAAAUUUUACAGAAGAGUGGAAGAAAAUUUUAAUUGCAGAUAUGGAAGGCAGAAUCAAACAGGAAGCUGCCAUUAAACGUAUUAAAGUCUACUGCUACUGCCAUGAAAAAUUUGAGAAACUUCAUCCAACGAUUGGCAAAACUUUUGAAAACUGUGCCAUAGAUGCGAUUGGUUCAGCAUACCAGGAACAAAGUAACCUCCUUGACCUGAUAUCCUCUUACAAUCUAAGCAAGCUGGGAAAACUUGUAUCUGCAGCCAUCACAAGAUCUUGGCCAGCUGAUGAGAGAGGAAAGACUAUGAGAGACCUGGAAGGUGUGCUAAAUCAUCUGCUUGUUUGGCCAGACAUCAAGCAUAUUUUCAUCUUCAAUGGUGCAGAUGGAAACAUUCUUAACCAACUUACUGAUGAAGCUCAGGAGCUAAUGGCCAUCGCUGACUCUGUAUACGUGAAUGUUACUGAUCAACUCAGGACAGGCCAUAUCCUAGUUAAACAUUUAGAACUAAUUCUAAAGAACAAGAGACAGUUUCUGUCUAUUUGCGAAUUGAAGUGCAAGCAAUUUUCAGCCCAGGAGAAAUCAGACCACAGAUUGAUACUAGAAAAAGUGCUCGAGUUGAGGCAGCAAGAAGUACUGGUUGUCAAGAGAGAGCAAAAAUGGUUGGGUUCCCUCUUGGACAUGUGCAGGAGAGUACAAGACUUCGUAAAAGUGGCUAUUGCUGACGUGGAGCAGAAGCACAGUGAAAAUCUGGCCUCAAAAGUCCUGAAUGAUGUUGUGAAUGUGAGGAAUCCAACUUCUGACAGUGAUGAUGAAAUAGAGACCUAUUACCACUUGAGUCCACCCGUGAAGGAGAUAUCUAAGCAUUUGUGUAAUAUUAAAGAGAGCCACAUCUUCCGGUAUUGUUGGGACUGGGCAGCCAAAGAGCUGGCAGAGAAUGUUGAUGAUUCGAUCACUGAAGAGGACGUUGGCACUUUGAACCUUGAUGAAGUGCCUCAUUCCUUAUUUACUCCUUCUUACAAAGAGUUUCGGAGGCUCUACAAUAGCCUGAAAUCUGGAGAGCUCAAAUUUGCUGAGGUAGAUGCUCUCUUCAAAGACUUUACUAAUAAUUAUGAGGAACUGAAAAAUGAUUUCCGGACUAUGUGUAAUUUGAUGUCUCAAAAUGAUGGAGAAUGGAUAGAAGAACGGAUUCAUCAGAUACAGCAGUAUCAUCAAUUGCAUUUGGCUGUCGACUCUGCUAAGAUUAUUGAUAAAGUCAAGGAAUGUCUGAACCUUUCUGGUGAUUUCAAAGUCCUGCUGCGUUUACUGAACUUUACAGAUGGAUUUCAAUUCUUGCAGCAAGAAAAGCUCUCUUCCAUGAGUCCUCAAUUGAUGCGUGCAAAGAAACUGCUGCAAGACAUCACUGAGCCACGUCGUAGGUGUCUUGAGGAGCUUGCUCUUAGGAGGGACUUUGUCAACUGGGUCAAAGAGGCUCUGGAAGAUAUAAAUGAGCUGAAGGUAUUUGUGGACCUGGCUUCUAUCUCUGCGGGAGAGAAUGACAUGGAUGUAGAUCGUGUGGCUUGCUUCCAUGAUGCUGUACUUGGCUACUCCUCCCUGCUGUAUGAGUUGACGCGGGAGUCAGGGUUUGACGAGUUCAUGAGGUGUUUAGAGAAACUGUGGAAAGCGCUGGAAAGUGACCGCAGCCUCCCCAAGAAACUGUGUGAUUCUGCAAGAUACUUGGAAUGGCUAAAAACCAUAAAAGAGAGCCAUGGCUCUGUGGAACUAUCCUCUAUAUCACUGGCAACUACAAUCAACACCAAAGGAAUCUACAAAAUUAGGGCACCCACAGAAGGCCAGAAGGUUUCUCUGGACACUGUCUUGUGCCUGGCCAUCCCAGAAAGUCAUGGUGACCAAGAAGAGGUACGGCAGUACUCUUUGGAAGACCUCCGAGAAUUGAUGAACAAGCUGAUGCUGAUGUCAGGAAAAGUAGAACAAAGUGCAGAAGUAGAGAAGUUUUCUGAGGUGUUUUCUAAUGUUCAGAGACUUGCGCUGUCAUUCAUAGACCUUUAUUCUGUUGGAAACAUGCUCUUCCGAUCUUGGAUUGCUGAUGUAUAUUGCUCACCCCAAAAUGAGUUCUCUGUUACCAUGGACUUCAAUUUGAAUCCUAGCUGUGAGCUUUUUGGAAAUGGACAAGUGACAGAAAUUCUGCCAGCCAUAUGUCGAAAGAUGGAGAAUUUCCUGGAAAGGUGGAAGCACUUCAUAUCUAAGAAGCGAUCCCAGUACUUUUAUCUGAAUUACUACACGGCCGAGCAGGUUGUCUUCUUGUGCAGGGAAAUUGGCUCAAAAUGCCCCAGUGAGGCUGCCCUAAUGAUGCUGUCAUUCAUAAAGCGCAACUGCAGCAAACAAGAUGUCCAAGAGGUCUCCCAAAAACUGGAAUCUAAAAAAACAAAGAGGAAUUUUGCUGAUGUAUUUGGACUGAUGGAAACGGGGAGAGAAUUGAUUGUACAGCUGGAUUAUAUCUGGGAGUCCUACAUGGAGAGUGUGGGCUCGUUCCUACUAGGCUGCUUGGACAUUGAAAGCCUUGGAAUUUUCCUGGAUAAACUGGCAAGUUUGGAGAAGAGGAGUGUUACACGAAUAUUGCCACAAGGUCUUCAAGUUGGCAGGCCCAACCUCAUUCUUUGCCCUCGCUCUGAAGUCUUAACUUCAGUCUUGGCCAUCUACAUGAACAGCCCAUUGGAGAUGCUACCUUCUUAUGAUGAGGUCCUGCUGUGUUCAGCAGAAACCACCUAUGAGCAAGUGGAACUGUUUUUGAGGCGGUGCCUCACUCCAGGAUGCAAGGAGAAGAAGAUUUACACCUUGCUGUUUGCAGAUGAGUUGAGCUAUGAUGUUGGCUACAGGUCUGAGGAGCUGUUCCAUAAGCUUCACUUAAUGCAUCAGGAUGACUAUCGCCUAGUGAUCCUCUGCAAUUGCGAAAGAGAGCACUGCUAUGUCCCCUCUGUCUUCAGUCAGUUCAAAGUUCACAUGAUCCCACAACAGCCCCUGAAAGACAUUCAGAAUUACCUUGGGAAUCAUUACAAAGCCAUGCAGCUUUCAAAUUCAUCAGCUUCUGUCUUCAAGAACCAAAUGUGUGUUGGGAUAGUAUCUUCCAAAAGAGCUGGUGUGGGAAAAUCGCUCUAUGUAAAGAGACUGCAUGAGAAAUUGAAAGCAAAACUACAGAACAAUACAGUGCCCUUAAAAACGAUUCGGCUGAUUGAACCCCAUGUAGAUGAAAGCAAAGUUCUGAAGUCUCUCCUCCCAUUCCUGGAUCAUCAGUACCAGAAACAGCCCAUGAUAUUUCAUUUUGAUAUCACUUCUUCAGUCAAGAUUGGAAUUCCAGAAUUUUUGUUCAAGCUAUUAGUUUUGCAGUACCUGGCAGAUAUAGAUGGGAAACUCUGGCUGCGGAAACAGUGUCACUUGUAUAUCAUAGAAAUUAUUGAAGCAGCUCCAUCAGCCAAAAAACAAACAAGAUCUAUUUUUCCAGGAUUGAAGUACAACUUCCUUGACGUGUUCCCCAGAAUAACCUGCAGAUCUCCCAAUGAAGUACUGGAAAUCGACACUCAGAGAAACUCAUAUCAUGGCUGCUCAGACCCUGGAAUAGAUCAAAAAGUGUUCUGUAGUGCAGCUUUUCAGAGACCAUUCCAGUACUUAAGAAGAUCUAACAGAGGUGAUAAUCUUGACACAUUCCAGUAUGAAGAAGGCUCAGUUGAAGGGACUCCAGCAGAAUGCCUACAGCUGCUCCUUAUGCAUUGUGGCGUGACGGAUCCUUCUUGGUCAGAACUGAGGAACUUUGCUUGGUUUCUGAACCUUCAGCUGAGAAACUGUGAGACAUCAGUGUUCUGUAAUGCUGCUUUUGUCCAGGAUACUUUGCAGGGUUUCAAAAAUUUUGUAGUCACCUUUAUGAUUUUAAUGGCAAAGGAUUUUGCAACACCUUCACUUAGUAUUUCUGAUGAGAGCCCCGGGAGGCAGUUUUUUAACAUGGAAGGCGUCACUGAAGAAGAUCUUGCUCCAUUCCAGAUUCGGAAAAAGUGGGAGUCUGAACCCCACCCCUAUAUAUUCUUCAACGAGGACUCUGUUUCCAUGACAUUCAUUGGCUUUCAUCUCCAGCCUAAUGCUAAUGGUGGCAUUGAUGCCAUCAAUCCUUUGAAUGGGAGUAUCAUAAAGAGAAAUGUGAUGACCAAGCAGCUGUACCAGGGAUUGCUUCUUCAAAGAGUUCCAUUUAAUGUUAAUUUUGAUGCACUGCCCAGAGAUAAGAAAAUUGAGAAACUUUGCAUGGUAUUAGGAAUCCAAUGGCCAAUUGAUCCUGAUGAAACGUAUGAGCUCACAACAGACAAUAUAUUGAAGAUCCUUGCCAUUGAAAUGCGAUUCAGGUGCGGGAUCCCUGUCGUCCUCAUGGGAGAGACGGGUUGCGGAAAAACCAGGCUCAUAAAAUUCCUGUGUGAACUGCGUAGGAGCGGUGCUCCUGCUGAUAACAUGAAGCUUGUCAAAGUCCAUGGAGGCACCACAGCAGAUGCAAUCUAUGCCAAAGUCAGGGAAGCAGAAGUUUUUGCUAUUGACAAUAAGCAGCAAUACCAGUUUGACACCAUCUUGUUUUUUGAUGAAGCCAACACUACUGAAGCUGUCAGCAGUAUCAAGGAAGUCCUGUGUGAUCGCACUGUAAAAGGAAAGUCUUUGGUCCACAACUCAGGCUUGCAAAUCAUAGCUGCCUGCAAUCCUUAUCGAAAACACACUGGAAAAAUGAUUAAGCGCUUGGAGUCAGCUGGCUUAGGCUAUCGUGUCAAAGCAGAGGAAACGAAGGAUAAGCUUGGCUCCAUUCCUCUUAGGCAGCUUGUAUACCGGGUCCACGCGCUCCCACCUAGCAUGUUACCUCUGGUGUGGGAUUUUGGGCAGUUGAACAACUUUACGGAAAAACUCUACAUACAGCAGAUUGUCCAAAGACUUACCAGGUCAAUACAAAUGUCUGGUGCUGAGAUUAAGAUAAUAACAGAUGUGCUUUUUGAGUCUCAGACUUAUAUGAGGAAAAGGAACGACGAAUGCAGCUUCAUCAGCCUCAGAGAUGUGGAACGCUGUGUGGAAGUCUUCAAGUGGUUCCACAACCACAGUGACCUAGUAAUGAAACAUCUGGAGAAGUACCUUGCAGAGAGGAAGACUGCUAAAGGUUCUAUCCAGAGAGACAAAGUCAUUUGGUCCUUGGUUAUUGCUGUUGGUGUUUGCUACCAUGCCUCCUUGGAAUGGAAGGGGGCAUACCGAAAAGUCAUUAGCAAAAUACUUCCACCCCCGUAUGAUAAAGAGAAGGGAAUUCUUGAAGAAAUUAGCUUAGUUCAGGAUCUCUUCUUGAGUGGUGCACCUCUGAGGGAAACAAUAGCAAGAAACUUGGCACUGAAGGAAAAUGUCUUUAUGAUGGUUAUCUGUAUUGAACUUAAAAUCCCCUUGUUCCUCAUUGGAAAACCUGGCAGCUCCAAAUCUCUUGCCAAGACCAUUGUGGCUGAUGCCAUGCAAGGCCAAGCGGCAUACUCUGAGCUUUAUAAGGAACUGAAGCAAAUCCAUCUGGUGUCCUUUCAGUGCAGCCCACACUCUACCCCUGAGGGCAUCAUAAAUACUUUCAAGCAUUGCUCUCGCUUCCAAGAAGGAAAGAACCUGAAGGAGUAUGUCUCUGUGGUUGUGUUAGAUGAAAUUGGCUUGGCUGAAGACUCCCCCAAAAUGCCUCUGAAGACUCUUCACCCGCUGCUGGAAGAUGGAUGCGUUGAUGAUGAUCCACUGCCUCACAAAAAAGUUGGCUUCAUUGGGAUCUCUAACUGGGCUUUGGAUCCAGCUAAGAUGAAUCGGGGUAUCUUUGUAUCCCGUGGAGACCCAAGCAAGAAGGAACUCAUAGAAAGUGCAAAGGGUAUUUGCUCUUCAGAGCGUGUCAUCUUGCAGAAAGUUGAGUGUUUCUUUCCUAUCUUUGCAGAUGCAUACGAAGAGGUUUGCAAGACCCAAAAUAAGGAGUUCUUUGGGUUGCGGGACUAUUACAGCCUCAUAAAAAUGACAUUUGCUUUAACAAAAAAAUCUAAGAGCACUCCUGCUCCCCGAGACAUAGCAGAAGUGGUUCUCCGUAAUUUCAGUGGCAAGGAAGGUGUCAAGGCCUUGGAUAUUUUUAUAUCUAAAAUCCCAGAGAAAGGUGAUGCUACCUGUGAGGACAUCAGUACGAUUGCCCUAGUCAAACAGAACAUUUACAGUGACUAUCAGGAUGGAGAAUGCCGGUACCUGCUAGUGUUAACAGAAAAUUAUGCAGCGCUUCAAAUCCUUCAGCAGGCUUUUUUCAAAGAUGCACAGCAGCCAGAAAUUAUAUUUGGUUCCAGCUUUCCCAAAGACCAGGAAUACACCCAGAUCUGCAGGAACAUCAACCGAGUGAAGAUGUGUAUGGAGACUGGGCAGAUGGUGGUCCUUCUCAACCUGCAAAAUCUCUAUGAAAGCCUGUACGAUGCCCUCAACCAGUAUUAUGUUCAACUUGCUGGUCAGAAGUAUGUUGACCUUGGUUUGGGGACCCAUCGAGUGAAAUGCAGAGUGCAUCCUCAGUUCCGCUUGAUCGUUAUUGAGGAGAAAGAGGUGGUGUACAAACACUUCCCCAUUCCAUUGAUCAACAGGCUUGAGAAACACUACCUGGAUAUCAAUACAGUGUUGGACAAAUGGCAAAGAGGCAUUGUGGAAGAACUGAAGAAAUGGGUGAACAACUUCACAGCAGUUGAGACAGAAAAACAUUUGAUGGGCCAGCAGAAAUAUACCCCUUCCGACGUCUUUGUUGGCUACCAUUCUGACACCUGUGCCUCAGUUGUCCUGCAGGUGACGGAAGAGCUGAAAAUGGGUUUUCCUCCUGAGGAACUAAUACGAAAAGUAGAAGAACAGGCCAAGUUGGUACUGCUGAACUGUGCAACGCCAGAUUCUGUAAUCCGUGUUGGUGAUUCACGUCUGGGUUCCUUUGAGGCACAUGAGUUGGCUAUGAUAUACUUUCAGCAGCAGCAGCACACUUGUCUUGCAGAUUUCCUCCGUGCUUGCCUCGGCACUGAGUCCAGGGGUCGCACAGUCUUUACUGAGAUUACUACUUUCUCCAGGCUCCUGACAGCAGCGGACACAGAGACUUUUGAGGCAGAAGUACAUUGCAGUAUUAACAGCCUCAAAGUUCUGUUCUUGCAACAGUUUGAUACAGAACAUUCAUUUUUGAAAGAAAUCCGGACAUUUUUUGAUUCUACCCCUGGAAGUAAAAUCCUGAUUAUUCAGACAGACUUUGAAAAUGGAUCUCUCAGUGCCCAACUUGUUGCCUCAGCCAAAUACUCGGCCGUUAAUGAAAUCAACAAAAUAAAUCUGAAUGAAGCUUCCGUGUUUGUUUUCUUCAUCACUAAACUAUCACGAGUUGAAGGAGGAAGUUCCUAUGUGGGAUUUCAUGGAGGGUUGUGGAAGUCUGUGCACAUUGAUGAUCUAAGGAGAUCAAAAGAUAUGGUCUCCGAUGUUACUAUCCUGAGAAAUGUCACCAUCAGCCAGCUGUUUUCUGAAGACACAGGGAAUUCUGCAGAGAACCGUGAAUCUGUGGUGGCAGAGCAAGUGGAAGAAAAGGAAGAGGAGAUGGAGGUAGAUGUUUCACCAACACCCAGAACAGAAACAUUGGCUACCAAAACCUUGGACACCACUAUCCUCCUAAAGAGCUGUGUGCAAAGUGCUGUGGGAAUGCUAAGGGAUAAAAAUGAAGUUGAGAGCCGUAGCACUAAGCGAAUUGAAAUCCUGCUUAGUCUCCUAUCUGAGGAAGAUGACUUGAAAGUCUCUUUUCUGAAGAUAACAAAGUGCCGUCUCUUUCACCUUUUGACGAAGCAAGAGGAGAAUAUUUACACCAUGGGACACUGGGUGCUCCGGGAGGCAUCAAACCUCAACGCCCUCCAGGAAGCAGGAACUUUCAGACGCACCCUGUGGAAGCGGGUCCAGAGUGUGGUGACUCCAUUCCUAGCCUAUAUGGUUUCUGUCCUAGACAGAGACUGUAACCUGGACCUACUGGUCAGACCAACAACAGAAAAUUGUGUGAAAGAUCUGUGGAUGUUCAUCUUUAGUCAUCAGAGGCUUCUUAACAUCCCUUAUGUCAUGAAUCAGAACAGCUCCCAAACUGAGACAGUUCUGGUGCAGAAUUACUUUGAGUUAUCUACCAAUGCUGGCAAUGAAAUGCCCUUCAGCUGGAGGAUAAAGGAUUAUUUGGAAGAUCUUUCAGUUCAUGCUCAAUAUCUUAAAGGCAAUGAAGGCCAUGCAGAGAAGUUUAUAGGCAUCUUUCAGCAGACGCCACUGGGGAAAUAUAUUGCCGGUCUCUCUGAGGAACAGAGAGACAUCCUUUUCCACCAUUAUGUCAGAGACUUUAUUGUCCUGGCAAUGGGUGUGGCCUCUCCUAGGGAGCUAAAUUUGCUGCAAAUGGCCCUCUUAUCAUGCAUAGAGGAAAUGAAGUCAGCCUCUUCCAGUGCCGAAGAGACAGUGCUGCCCCUCCCUUGGAUCCACCUUGGUUACCAUCAGUUUAAGAGUCGGCUGCAGAACUUUUCCCGGAUUCUUGCUGUGUACCCUGAUGUGUUUGGAGCUCUCAGUAAACAUGUGGAGAAAGGAGGCAACAUCACAUGCCACCAAAUGGUACUGGAUGUGCUUGCUGCAGUAGCCUGCAUGGAAAUGUUGGAAGAAAAGUUGUUGAAAUGCAGGCCACAAACAUGGCUCCAGCAGGUAAAGAAACUUCAAAUGCCGAUUGAACUUGUGUGUACAGCAAACUACUUACAACGCAAUGGGAGCCAACGUGACCAACUGCUCCAGGAAGUCAAGAGCCAAUGGAAUCGGGUUUUCUCAGUGUCCCUGUUUGUGGAACAUGUUCUGCUUGGAGCAGAAACAUGGAUACCAAAGGUGAAGGACCUAGUAGAGAAGUACACCAUGCAGCUUGGAAAUUGUUUUCAGUGGGAUUCUGACAUCAAAACUCAUAACACAUUCACUGCUGUGAUGAAAGUGCUAUGCCAAUGCAAGGAAGCUAUCAGUUUAGCAUUUUGCAGGUAUGGUUUGAAGCCAUGUCCAAUUUGUUUGGGAGAUCCUAACGAUCCAGUGAACCUUCUCUGUGAUCAUGUGUAUUGUCACAGUUGUAUCAAACGAUGGCUGGUGACAGGGCAGAUGUUCUGUCCAUUAUGCCUAACUAACCUACCAGAUGAUUAUACUCCCACAGUAUCCAAGGAGUUCAGCGUUGCCAUAGAAAAAAACGCCCAGUUCCGUAAGUUUUGCAACAGUUUUUUCAUAGACCUGGUUUCCACAAUGUGCUUCAAAGACAAUGAGCCCCCAGAAAAAGCUGUGAUCCAAGAGCUGCUGAAUCUGCUGUUUGUUCAUGCGAAGCUUUUGAGAGGUUCUGGUAACUCCACUGUACAUACGAAAUCUCUGUCCCCUUUCGAUGAUGUGGUGGAUAAAACUCCUGUAAUCCGUUCUGUGGUGCUAAAGUUGCUUCUAAAAUACAGCUUUGACGAUGUGAAAGUCUAUAUAGAAGAAUAUUUAUCACAAGUAGAAGCAAGUUGCCUCCUAGAAAAAGAAGAUAAAAUAGAACUGUACAUGUUAUUUGUCAACUGCUUGGAGGAUUCGAUCUGUGAGAAAUCAGGAGCUUUCUCUGAGGAAAUCAAGAUAAACCGUCUCAGAGAGAAUGGGUGCUUCUUGGUGAACUACUUGCAGUGGAGCGGCACCAGCCAAGAAAUCUCCCAAGAAUCUACCAUUGAGUACUUGCAGGGAGUCGCCAAGAUCCGACUAUGUAUGGAUAGAGCUGCAGAGCUGCUCUUUGAACUUCAUGGAACCUCAGAUGGUAGUAAAGAAACAGAGAAGAAACUCUACCUGCAAAGAGUGAUGGAAUUCUGUUGUCAGAUUCAAAAUGACUGGUGUAGAGUUUAUCUUGUCCGAAAGCUUACCAAUCAGUAUGGGAUGGAAUUCACGCAGAGGCUUUCCAGUGAACGUCAGUGUCACUGGAUAUUUCCAUCGGAAAUAAUUCAACAGCAACAGAGGCAUGAGCAUGGUCAGAUUGAUCGAUUCUUGGUAUGUGGCAAAAACUACAGAACAGUGCGUGAUGCUAUGGGGAAAGCAAUGAUAGAAUGCCAGAUAGACGGUGUUGCAGCAGCAAUGAAGGCAUGUAAUGGCUCCAGGUCUGGACAAGCUGUUCAUUUUCUCUUAGCUGUCUUCCGAGAGCUAACAUCUCUGUAUGGAUGCAAGGACCCAAAUCUUCAGCCAAAGCAGAAGCAAUGUGAUGUUCUUAGAGAGUUUAUCCAGAACUCCGAAGUCCUUCCUUCUCAAGAACUGGAAGCAUUUGCAGAAUCUCUUGUGGCCAACAGUCUCCCCUCACUGACGCUGAGUCCUCAGGAUUCCAGUCACAAGAGGAUGGUGGUUGAAAUGGCAGUUCACACAGCAGCUGUUUUACUGUCUGGACAGAAUCGAAUCCUUGAACCUCUAAGGAAUCUGGCAUUCUCGCCCAACACCAUGCAGAAUGCUUUUCUGCCAACAAUGCCAGAGGACUUACUAGCUCAGGCUGUGAACUGGGAGGCAACAGCAGGACUUCACUGGUAUACAUGUCCAAAUGGCCACCCCUGUACUAUUGGAGAGUGUGGUCGUCCUAUGCAACGAGGUUUAUGUGUUGAUUGUCAAGCUCCAAUUGGAGGUGACAACCACAGGGCACUGCCAGAUUUUCAAAAAGCACAGCUUUCAAGGGACAGGACACAAACUGGCCACGUGCUUGGAGACCCUAGAAAAAGAGGAGCCGAAAUAGCAUCUGACAGGGAGAUGUCUCCAUCUGUCUUACUUGUGAUCCGCUUGCUCACUCAUUUGGCAUUGCUUGUGGGAGCCACAAAAAAUCCACAGUCGCUACUGCAGAUCAUAAAGCCACAUGUUCAGGAUCCAGUGAGCUUUCUCAUGCAGCAUAUUCAUAAGGACUUAGAGCAACUGAUGAAUACUCUUGGGAAGAGUGCUGAUGAAACCACUAAUGUCGUCCAUCUCAUUCUGUGUAGCCUUCUUAAAGAGCACGCAGGCCAAUGGCCAGUGCAAUUUGAUGGUCAACUUUCCCAAAAAGAGUACAGAAACAAAUGGGAAAGAAUUGUUGCAGACACCAUUAUUAUUCCUGAACUGAAGCUUCUGGAUAAAACGCUUCCAGAGUUAAAUCGACAAAUCAGUGAGGAUGAGAGAAUCUCUUCUAAUCCGGUGGUGAAAAUUAUAUACGGGGACCCUGCAACCUUCCUAUCCAGACUGCCCAAGAACAGCAUUGUGCACUGUUCCAGGAUGUGGAGUUGCAGGAAGAGGAUCUCAGUUGAGUACUUGGGGCAUGUUGUCCAGCAGAAAGGUGGCAAGGAUAUGUUGCCCAUCCUGUGGAAGUUUCUGCAAAAGGAAGCUGAAUUGAGGCUGCUGAAGUAUUUGCCAGAGAUUCUAGCCCUGCAGAAAUACUUGGUGAAGAAAUUCCAAAACAUUUCAGAGGUGAAACAUCGCACAAUUAGAGAUUUUCUUAACAGCCUUACCUCAGGAGGCAUGAAGUAUCUUAUGACAAACAGAGUGAAAACAUUUCUGAAUGUGUGGAACAAGCUAAGAUCAUCCUUGGAAACCAAUGGUGAAAUAAAACUCCCCAAAGGUUAUUGUGAUAACGACCUCACUCAGGAGAAUGAGUUUGAGAUCCUUCUUCCUCGCCGGCGCGGUCUAGGCCUGUGUUCCACGGCCUUGUCCAGUUACCUCAUCGGCCUGCACAAUGACUUUGUCUACACCAUAGAAAAGCAUACAACAGAUGCCAACAGAUACUCUGUCAGCCCCACAGAAGUGGCAGAUUUGCACGUGAUCACUUAUGAGAUGGACAGGGACCUGAUCCCUCUGAUUCUGUCGAACUGCCAGUACAGCAUGGAGAAAGGAGGGGAGGCCCUCCAGGAAUUUGACCUGGAAAAAAUCCAGCAGCAGGUUGUCAGCAGAUUCCUGCAAGGGAAGCCCUUAAUCACAUUGACGGGCAUACCCACUUUGGUGUACAGGCAUGAUCGAAAUUAUGAGCAUCUCUUCAGUGAUCUCAAGAGCAAGCUGAGGCAGAGCUCCCUUCCAAAUUCCACAAUUAGCAUGAUCAGUGGGGAGUUGCAAUCAUACAGUGACAUCUGUGAAGCUCUGUCUGUCACUGAAAUAACCUUAGGAUUCCUGGCUAUGGCUGGAGAGGACCCAGAGAUGACUUUGACCGAAUAUGUUGAAAAUAUCCUGCAAAUGGGCAGUCAGACAAGUGCUCAUGUGCUGAAGGUACUGAGUCGAUGUCAGCUAAAGCACACCAUUGCGCUGUGGCAGCUCCUCUCUAGCCAUAAAUCUGAACAGCUGCUGCAUCUGAAAAGGGAUCCCUUUGCAGAGGUCAGCACGUCCUAUAAAGACGAGCUCACUGUAGAGAACACCAAACUCCUCAAUGCCUUUCUCGUCCAGGCUGGCCUGGAAUCCUUCCUCCAAGAAUUGCAUGAAAUGAUCAUCCUGAAGCUGAAAUAUGCCCAAGCUGGGGAAGAAUUCAACCCCACAUGGAGCCUUAAGGAUACGCUUAUUUCAUACCUCGAAAGAAAAGACAGCAACACACUUGAGGAAUUAGAGGAUAUGUUCCCAGAAGAGAUCCCGCUCUCCCAGUGCAUUGCUGCCUGGAAACUGGCUGCUACUCUUAAACGAGAUCGAAGGCUUGGUUGAUGCCGUACAGUGAUUAAUAGAGGCAGUCUGUCCUCUCAUUCCCGCCACCCCCUUUCAAAAAACGAUUGAAGACCAACGCACUGGAUUUCGAUGUUACUUUCCUUGCACUGAACAAAAUAAAUUAUGGGGCCAAAAAGCUUACAUAACUCAAGGAGAUCCUAAAUUAAAGUAUCAGUGCACUAUACGAAGAAUGAACUAUUUUGCACAAACUUGAAGGAUUUUUUGCCUUAGAAAAUGAAGGAUUAAAAAAAAAAAUCAAGAUACUUCCCCCCCCUCCCCUAGAAAAUGCAAGAUAGAGAUGAAAACCACAUUCAGAGGGAGUAAGCAAAACAGAAAUAUGCUUUCAGUGGCCAGAACUAGAGGUUUAAUGCCAAAGGGCCCUGACAAAUAGUGUAUAGUUUAUAAACCUGGGGUUAUAUGCUACCUUACUGACGGGUCUCUUUUCACUUCAGGUCAUUUAGGUGGGCAAGGGACAAAGCAUUAAUCCUUACUCUCUCAAGUUUUCUAUUUGCCCUAAGUGCUACCAAAGCUGCCUUCUUGUGUGAUCAGGGACAUUAUUUCUUUGUAACUUUAUUUUUCCGUGACAUUUCCUGCACCAUUGGUUCAACACACCUGAACAAGGCAUGACAAAGUACAGCCAAGUCAACUCUUCAGGUGGUUGCUUUUAAACAUUAUUCAGCAUAGGUAAAUACCAGGUAUACUAGCUUGACACCACUGCCCACGCUAUUGUUUUUUUUAAAGAGGCAACAUAUCAGAGCUGUCUGUAGCCUGUCUCCUUCCUACCUUUUGUUUUUGGCCCUAGUGAACAGGUAUAUUCUCCUAAGGAAACUUCCUUCUCAUUAUUCACUUGAAUCUCAGAAACAUCUUAUGGGAGUGUUGUACUCCUAUUUUCCUUGAUUUGAUCUUCAUUCCUUAGUUGUACUCAUUGUUAUCGGUCUAGCUUGUGUUUCUUACUGCAGUUGAUUCACUAAUAAUACAUUUGUAACUGUUAUCAUGAUUCAUUAUACCAAGUAUCUCUUUAGGCUAAGAAACCGUACUUUAUAAGAGGAGUGCCAGUUCAAGCACAUUUGUUUAAUCGAACUUAAGAAGGAAACAAAAUGUUUUAGAUGUAUUGAAACAUCUCCUUCGUAUGCUUCCAAAAAUAGUAUGCAAUAUUUAAAUUCAUUUAGAGCCAUUAUGUUAGCCUGUCAACUGAAUACAGCAUGUUCAGUAGUUUGAGAUUAUGUCCAUAGUUGAAACAACAAAAGGGGGAGAUUUUGUGCAAGUGGGUAAGACUUUUUCAAGGAGGACAGAAGACAGUAUCACUUUCACUUGUGUGAAUGGUUGCACCGUUUAACAAUAUGAAGGAACUUUUUUUUCCUAUUGGGGAACAAUUAUUAUUUUUAUUCAUUAAUACUUUUAAAAAUGUUUACCAAAAUAAAUUAGAUUCAACUCUUCUCUCAGGGUAAAGACAAAGUAGAAUCUACAAGUAUCAGCUGUUGCUAUAAAUGACUCUUCUCAACCAUGUUUUGUUGCUGCUCUGGAUUGUAUGUGCUUUAUUAGUAAAAUGUUUAUUAAUAGGCAAUCGUGCCACACAAGCUUAGCCUUCCUUCAGUUCACUAGAGCUAGAAAAGCAUUGGUGUUCUAUCUGUUUAAAGGCCAAAAUCUACUGACAAUCUAUUUAGGGUUCCAAAUAUAGUUAAUAUUUCUGUGUGCUAACAACUCUUUGGCUCAUUUCAGCAGUUUCCUUACAUGACUCCUAGAAAGCUGUGCAACUGGGGCCAUGCCACCUACCAUGCUCUACCUCAGAACAUGAAGAAGGCCAUGGACAGGACAGAGUGAACAACACUCCUGGUCCUUGCAUGGUAGUGUGUGGAUGAUGCAUUGACUGUGAUGUCACUAGCACGUGCAAGCCUUCGAUUGGUCUACCAGUAUGCUACCUGUAAAACAUGGCUAGCUUUACUAAUGUGUAAACAUUUUUUUUUUUGUAUUUUUUUUCUCCUUUAAUAAAACUAUUUGCUAUCAAA
Messenger RNA from Elgaria multicarinata webbii, 17933 nucleotides. RefSeq names its product E3 ubiquitin-protein ligase RNF213-like. The coding region runs from base 352 to 15927 and encodes 5191 amino acids. Gene Ontology annotation, biological process: sprouting angiogenesis; negative regulation of non-canonical Wnt signaling pathway; ubiquitin-dependent protein catabolic process. Gene Ontology annotation, molecular function: ATP hydrolysis activity; ubiquitin-protein transferase activity; metal ion binding. Gene Ontology annotation, cellular component: cytosol; nucleolus; membrane. Lineage: Eukaryota; Metazoa; Chordata; Lepidosauria; Squamata; Anguidae. The record is from RefSeq and is a predicted model, not a curated record. The transcript has 68 exons.